This is a messenger RNA of Styela clava, 1612 nucleotides long. RefSeq names its product 3-ketodihydrosphingosine reductase-like. NCBI's taxonomy places the organism in Eukaryota, Metazoa, Chordata, Ascidiacea, Stolidobranchia, Styelidae. Gene Ontology annotation, cellular component: endoplasmic reticulum membrane. The record is from RefSeq and is a predicted model, not a curated record. Gene Ontology annotation, molecular function: 3-dehydrosphinganine reductase activity. Gene Ontology annotation, biological process: sphingolipid biosynthetic process.
UUAAAUACUUAUUAAUAACACUAUUUUAACCUUAUUCACUCUUACCUCAAGCAGAAAAGCAACAUGUUGCUGUUAUUAUUCUUAAUCCUCCUAGUAAUUGUGGUGGUUAUAGUUGUUGCUUCUAAACCAUCCACUUUAACUCCAAUGGGAGCUCAUGUCAUGAUCACAGGAGGAUCAAGUGGAAUUGGUCUGGCUAUAGCAAAAGAAUGUGCUCGCCUUGGAGGGUUUGUUUCCAUCAUAGCAAGAAAUGAAAAACGAUUAGAGGAGGCGAAAGUAGAGAUUGAAAAAGUUAUGAAAGCUGGCGGAGAGAAACAAAAAGUGAUCACAAUACAACUAGAUGUCGCUGAAGAUCCAGAAAAGGUGAAAACAGCGAUUAAACAAGCAGAAGAGAAGUUGGGUCCUGUUGACUUUCUAUUCAAUUGUGCUGGAAUUUCUCACGCACAAAAGUUUGAGGACACAGAUCCUGAAGUUUUUGCCAGAGUCAUGAAAGUGAAUUAUCUUGGAACGGUUUAUCCAACUCUCGCUGUUGUUCAUGGAAUGAAGCAAAGAAAGCAAGGUCGAAUCAUAUUCACCAGCUCGCAAGCAGGACAGCUUGGAGUAUUUGGAUACACGGCUUAUUCCGCUUCUAAAUAUGCAUUGAGAGGGUUGGCUGAGACUUUGCAUAUGGAGGUGAAGCCACAUAACAUGGCAGUGACAAUGGCUUUCCCACCUGAUACAGACACACCCGGCUUCCAUAUGGAGAACGAAGGUGAUUUGAAACCAGAAGAGACCAAAAUAAUAUCUGAGACCUCAGGUCUUCAUUCCGCAGAUUCUGUUGCUAAAAGAAUCGUUUGUGAUGCAAUAAAAGGGGAAUUCUUGAGCACAAUAGGAUUGGAAGGAUUUUUAUUAGGUCAAAUAACUUCAGGAAUGUCUCCUUGCAAUUCAACAUUAUCAGCUUUGAUCCAGGGAACCCUUCUUGGAUUGUUUCGAAUUGUCGGUCUCGCAUUCAUCCGAAAUUUUGAUUCCAUUGUAGAAAAAUGUGCUCGGAAGCAAGAAAUUGAAGAAAAUUCAAAUAAGGAGGAUUGAGGAUUUAUUCGAAAGUGAACAUUACUUUAAAUCGGGGUAGCACCCUAUUUUACAAAUUGAUUGUAAGGAAACCCCUGCUGUUAAGUUAUGUGUUUCACACAUUAUUGGGAGCUCCCGGAACAUGUGCACUAAGAUGGCGCACAACCUGAACUGUACCAGAUUAGGGUUCAGAUUGUGCGACAUCUUGGUGAAGAUACUUUGGGAGCUCCCAUUAUUGUUAUGCAUGAGUGAGAUUCUUUUUUUGAAAGGGCGUUUUGUAUAACCUUCGCUGUAGACGAGUGGCUUAUAAGUCCCGAUUUACUGGCCAAUUACACCUGCCUAGCGAUUUAAUAUGGCCCUCCGAACUUGAGUAAGUUUGGUAUCGAAAAUAUACGUACUGGUAUCGGCACAUUGUGGGCACUCCGGUCAAUAUCCAUCAGUUUCUAAUUUUGUCCCCGGUCAUUCAACUUUAAGAGCCACUGCUGUAGACAGUUGCCACGUGGACAUCAUACUAAGAAUAGUCAUGUACUGGUGCCAGUCUUCAACAUAGGGUUUAUUUGCUGCCAUA